Megalobrama amblycephala (Wuchang bream) is the source of this 5622-nucleotide messenger RNA. RefSeq names its product interferon-induced very large GTPase 1-like. The transcript is spliced from 3 exons. Bases 1 to 5193 code for a protein of 1730 amino acids. The record is from RefSeq and is a predicted model, not a curated record. Lineage: Eukaryota; Metazoa; Chordata; Actinopteri; Cypriniformes; Xenocyprididae. Gene Ontology annotation, molecular function: GTP binding.
AUGUCGCAAAGUAUCACAGAAAUGGUGAACACCUGUGAAACGUGUAGGACUCAUCAGAAACGACAAACCAGAGAGCCGUUACUUCCACACAGUGUUCCAGAAAGACCCUGGCAAAAGAUAGAUGUUGACCUAUUCACCUUUGGCCAGCAGGAGUAUCUACUCUUAGUGGAUUACUACUCCAAGUUCAUCGAGAUAACGGACCUCAAUUCAGCUCGCGUGAAUUCCAAGCUUUUGCAAAAGAGUGGGAGUUUUCUCACAAAACAUCAAGCCCCCACCAUGCUCAAUCGAAUCGAAUGGCUGAAAGAGGAGUAUAAACUCAUGCUAAAAAAAGCUAAAGCAGAUGGAAAGGAUCCGUAUUUGUCUUUGCUGAACCUUAGGAGUACACCAUUGGAAGACAUUGGAGCGUCACCAGCCCAACUGUUGAUGGGUCGACGCGGAAAAAACAAGGACUUCAGAACAGAACUCAGACCAGAUCAAUACCAACAACAAAAGACUAAAAAAAUGAAUCUAUUUCGCAGACUUCAACUUGAAAGCAGGCACUUCAAUAAACUGAGAGCUGCAGAUGUUCUUCAGAUAACUGAAUAUUCAUUACAGACUCAUGAAUCUUGUGCUGAAGAAGAGCUGGUUCAGAUUUUCAUACAGAAACUACUGAUGAUGAACUACAGAGCAAGAUACAUUCAUGUUAGGGAUCCCAAUGAACAUGAUCACACACAACAAAGAGGCAUUGACUUUUUUGAAGAUGAGGGUGAUAUAUUCAAAUCAAUCGUUUUGUCCAACACAAGAACAAGUCAAUCUGAGCGAAUCCACCCAUUGGAUGUUCAGAUGUCCGUGUUUCAUUGUUCUGAUGGUUUCCUGAAGCAGCUGAUAGUCACUAAACUGUCCCAGUGUCAGUACGCUCUGCCUCUGCUUGUUCCUGAUCCAUUCACACAUCAGAUUGAGUUUCCUCUCUGGACAUUCAGACAAAUCAACAAGAGCUGGAGGAUCAGAAACACCAGCAAUGAGAUCAUUAGUCAAAUCCAGCCAAUCUACAAGGCAAAAACUCCAGUGGUGUUUUUCUUCAGGUUUGGCUAUGUGUCUUCAUCCAAGUCAGAGAUGAUGAACAGUCUGAUCAAUGAGAGACACAACACAUUCUUCCACAGGAACUGCCCAGGCAGCAGCAGAACCAGAGUCCUGAUGGAUGGAGUGGUGGAGAUCGCCUGGUUCUGCCCCUCUGGGAAAAACACGGAUAAAUUCAGUGAGUGUGUUUCGUUCUGUAAUCUACACGGUGAUGCAGGAGACCAUGAGAAACAGCUGCAGAUCCUCACUGAAAUGAGCUCAGUCAAUGUUGUUCUUCUACCACAACUUCAGAGGAACAACAAAAGUGCAACAACAAUCCAAAAACUGUACAAAAAACAAAAGCCACUAAUUUGUCUUCUUACUGAGGAUGAAUCUGCCCUAAUUGAGAUGAAGAAAGGGAAAUUCAAAAUUGGUCUAAAAGACAGAAAUCAGUCAGAUGUUUCUGAAGAAAUCAGAACAAUCAUAAAUGAGUGUCUCUCAGAAUCAUCUUCCACUUUCAGACUUGAAGAUGUGUCCAAACACUCAGACAUCAGAGUAGAUGAGGAAGAUGAUAAAUACUGCAGGAGAGGAAGAGCAGCAGCACAGCAGAUGAUGAGUUUACUGGAGAAGAAAGAAGUGACAGAAAUCAAAGAAUUAUUUCUGCCUCAUCAGGGGAAACUGUGGCAUCAGUGGAGUCAGAAGAACAAAGAACUGCAUCGACCUCAAGGAUAUGAGAUAGAAAUGGACAUCAGUAGAAAACAUUCAGAAAUGAAUAAAAUUCGUAAAAAGCAGCACGAAUCUGACAUCAGUGAUUUUAUGAAGUUCUUUAUUAAAGAAAUGAACUCAGGUGAUUGUUAUGAGAAGACAUUUUUCCUUAAAUGCCUUGGAAUCCUCUUGGAUGAAUAUACAUCAGCUGACCUUUCUGCUCUACACCACAAGUAUAAUGAAAAAUGGUCAAGUGUUGUAAAACUUAAAAAGGAUCAUGAUAAAUCUGACCAGCUUAAGACUGAACAGACAGAACUUGAGAGAAUAUCUGACAAACUUCAAGCUGCAACCUUUGGUUUGGAGCACAUCAUGAGGGAGAUCAGUCAGAUCUAUGAAUCAUGUUCAUCAGUGAAGAAGAACAAGAAAGACCUGCAGGUUCACUUCUCUUCUCUCCCGAGUCUUGCAGCAGAGAUGAUGAUCUCUGGAUUUCCACUGGAGCUGAUGGAUGGAGAUGCUGCUCACGUUCCUCUGAUCUGGAUCUCUGCUGUUCUAGAUGAACUCAUCCAGAAACUGGAAGACCAGAGAGUCUUUGUGCUGUCAGUUUUAGGGAUUCAGAGCUCUGGGAAAUCCACCAUGCUGAAUGCCAUGUUUGGACUCCAGUUUGCCGUCAGUGCUGGCAGGUGCACCAGAGGAGCUUUCAUGCAGCUGGUCAAAGUAUCAAAAGAGAUGAAAAAACAAAUAAAGAUCGACUAUAUUCUGGUUGUUGAUACUGAGGGGCUUCGUGCUCUAGAACUGGCUGGAAGAUCAACAAGAGGUCAUGACAAUGAAUUGGCCACAUUUGUUGUUGGUCUUGGAAAUCUGACAUUGAUAAACAUCUUUGGAGAAAAUCCUUCAGAGAUGCAGGACGUUCUUCAGAUAGUUGUUCAGGCCUUCCUGAGGAUGACGAAGGUCAGACUGAAUCCCAGCUGUGUGUUUGUGCAUCAGAACGUUUCAGAUGUCACAGUUGGAGAGAAAAACAUGGAGGGAAGGAGACGACUGCAGGAGAAACUGGAUGAGAUGACAAAACUCGCUGCUGAAGAUGAAGUCUGUGAUGCAGAACGUUUCAGUGAUGUCAUUAGAUUUGAUGUUGAUAAUGAUGUGAAGUAUUUUGCUCAGCUGUGGGAGGGCAGUCCACCCAUGGCUCCACCAAACCCAAACUACUGUGAGAAUAUUUAUGAACUGAAGGAAACUAUUAUGUCUCAUGCAGCAAAAUCACAUGGAAUGACACUGAAAAAUGUAAUAGUGCGUAUUAAAGAUCUCUGGGAGGCUUUACUGAAUGAACGAUUCGUCUUCAGCUUCAGGAAUUCUCUGGAGAUCUCAGCCUACAGGAAACUGGAGGGAGAAUACAGCAAGUGGUCCUGGAGUCUUCGCAGUGCCAUGAUGGAAACUGAGAACAAACUACACAACAAAAUAGAAAAUGAAGUGAUUCAUGAGGUUAAGGAAACCGAUCUUCAAAAAGAACUGAAGGAGACAUAUGAAGAAGUGAAGAAAUCAAUGUCUGAAUUAUUUGAGAAAGAUAAAGAUGCAGAUAUACUGAUUCAGUGGAAAACAUCAUUUGAAAUCAAAAUCAAAGAGCUUCAGGGAAACAUUGUGAGAGAAACAAAGAGGAAAUUAAAUGAGGUUCUUCAGCAGCGAGACCUGAAGAAAAAGAUUGAUGCUCAGAGGAUAAAUCAUGAAAACACUCUCUAUGAAAAGAGCAAAGAACUCGCCUUAAAACUCAAAGACAAAACAAAUGAUGAAGAAACACUGAAGAAAGAGUUUGAUUUGUUCUGGGAAAAGUGUGUGAACAAUAUCAUCAGAGACACUCCUGCAAUCAGAGACAUUGAUGUAAUGAGAGAUGUGAGAGUGAUCCUCUAUGACGCCUAUGGAAGUGUUCCUGUAGACCACAACAAGAAGAGCAGGGAUAUAUUGACUGUGCUCAGUUAUUCAGAUUAUGUACAGUUUAAGAAGUCAAGAAAUAUUAUCAUAAAUUCCAUUAAUUCAACUAAAAAAAUGUUUGGUCAUGCUCUCUGUAAAGUGGGUGAAGCUCAAGUUAGAUCAUUAGUCACAGAUGUUGUUCAGCAGACAGAAAAAAUGAUUCAGUCAUUUAACAUUUCAAAAAUUGGCUACAACGUCAGCUACAUUCAACAACUCACAGACUACAUCAAGAAGAGAGUAACAGAACAUCAGGACGGACAGGUGAAAUAUUUGUUCAAGAAUGAAUUCUUCAUGGAUUUGGUUCUUUACAUCUGUGAGAGAUCAAACAAGAUCAUCACUGACCAACACAGACUGUUCAGAGAAGACAAUGAUCCUGUAAUACAUCUUGAGAAGAAGAGAGGAGAUUACUAUAGUAUUUUCCAGAAAUACUGUCAUGGAGCAACAUCAGCUGUUAUUCUUGGUGAGAUCAUCAGUCAGAAACUGAAAGAGCCCAUUGAGCAGAGUGUCUACAAGAAGACUGCCAGAGAUCUGGCAGAUGAAAUGAGAUCAAACUGUGAAUCACUGAAUGGAAACAGAUCAAAUCUGGAGAAACACAUCCUGAAGACACUGGCAGAGAAGGAGGAUUUUGACAAAUACAUGGACUACAUUCAUAAACCCAGAGAUCACUUCAAGAGAUCCAUCAGAGCUGAAGUCAGUCGGUACAUCACUGAUAAGUUCAGUGUCAGUGUUUUACCCAAGAUGAAGGAGAACUCUGAACUCCUGCAGCAGAAGAUCAUGAAAGCAGCACAUGAAUCUACUGAACAUGUUCAAGAGAACAGAGGAGAUGCUGGUUUGUGGUUGAAGAGUUUCACACAGCAGAUCUCAGAUGAGCUGAUCUUCUCUGAAAAAGACCUCAGUGGAGUCAAACAUGAUGAUGUUGAUGAUUUCAACCUUCUAGAAGAUUUGUUAAGAAAAGAACUUACUGUUAUAAUGGAUAAGAUCAGCAGUAGAUUCAACAUCAAGUCUUUCCCAGUAAAACUGGACUAUAUGUUCAGACCAGAUGAGCUUCUGAUUGAUCACUUCUGUCAGUGCUGUUGGAUUCGGUGUCCGUUCUGUAAAGUCAUCUGCACCAAUACUAUAGAAAACCAUGAUGAAGAUCACAGUGCUCCUUUCCACAGAGUAGAUGGAGUAAGCGGUGCUAAAUUCAGGGGUACAACAAACUUAUCUGUUUGGAUCUGCACAUCAUCUGUUGCAAGCAACAAUCGAUAUUUUUAUCCCAGUGCCUCAGAUGAUACAGUCCCAUAUAAAGAUUACAGAAGUGCAGGAGAAGUUUUUGCAAAGUGGAGCAUCACUCCUGAUCUCUCUGAACUGCCCUACUGGAAGUGGUUUGUGUGCAGAUUCCAGAAAGAUCUGGAAGAAUACUACAAUAAAACAUUUGAGGGGAGUGGUGAGAUACCAGAUGAAUGGAGAAGAUACAGAAAAAAAGACGCUAUCGAGAGUUUGGAUCAAUACAUGUAAUGGAGCAGAUGAAGAAUGAGACUCUUGCGUCUCCUCUCAGAUUCAGAUCACAGUCAGACAUGAGUUUCUCUGACAUUCAUCAGGGAAUCUGAGCUCAUCUUGUAGUAGUGGCUUCUUUUGCCUCUGUGAAAAACCACUCUUCAAGACUUAAAAUCAAGAAUAAAGUUGGUCUGCAGAUCACAACUUGUUUUGUUCACUUGUAAUAAAACCUGGCAUCAAAAAUCCAGAUGGAACUGGAAAGGAGCAGAAGAGUGGAAGACCAUACCGGCUGACUCGGUGAGCAACACAAACACAAACCUAGAGACCUAGAGAAGGUAAGCAGUUUUUUGCUUCCUUAAAUAGAUUGUGUUGGUUGCCAGAGUUUGCCCGGUGGGAAGGACACUUAAUAGGCUCCUCCAAAUUAAAAAAAAAAAAAAAAAAAAAAAAAAA